This is a messenger RNA of Hypanus sabinus (Atlantic stingray), 8088 nucleotides long. Its product is annotated as pleckstrin homology domain-containing family G member 4B-like. Gene Ontology annotation, molecular function: guanyl-nucleotide exchange factor activity. The transcript has 25 exons. Lineage: Eukaryota; Metazoa; Chordata; Chondrichthyes; Myliobatiformes; Dasyatidae. The coding region runs from base 773 to 5935 and encodes 1720 amino acids. The record is from RefSeq and is a predicted model, not a curated record.
CAGAGCUGCACUUCUAAAGAGAGUGUUAGAUAUUGCAGAAUUAUCCAGGGCUUUUUACAGCUGUGAGGUGCAAAACAAAAGGCAGCCGUGCUAUAUGAAAGGGGCUUUGUGUUUAGACAAGCUGCGUGCCUAUUUACAAUGUGGAAGGGAGAAUUUAACACAUUUUCCUGACCACGCUAGCACCACAAAACUGAGAGGAGCAGGGGCUCUCGAUGACAAGUGCAAAUAUUUGCCGCAAGAUUAAUGUAUCCUGUGAAAAUAGUGGACUUCUGCGUAAUAAAGUGCGGGGUCGUGUUAAUUCACCUGGAUAGGCAAAACCUAUCUUGGAAACCUUUGCAGUCUUUAAAGAAUCAUGAAUUCGCCAACACAACUCUUGAGUGAAAUGUUCAACUGAAGCUUUAUUUCAGCUGGUUCGAGCUUUUGGAAUUUCUGAAGACUGAUUUAUUUUUGCAGACCUCCUCCUCUCCCUCCCCUUUUUAUCAGCCUACUUGUCCACUGAAGGAGGCACAUUCAUGCAUCGCUUCUCCCACUGCAAAUCACUUUUCUGAGCUCAACAGAACUCUGAAUUCAUCUCGCGUCACGCUGCAUUCUUCAAGCUUGCUACUCCGAUGAGACCCGACAGUGUGGCUGAAUGCAGGACUUUGAUCAUUAUGAGUGGGGAGUACUGACCCUUACUACAGGCUUGUUCUUCUGAAUGCAGACAGUGUGGGCGGACCAUACAUCCUGAAGCAAUGCAGUUGUUCAAUGGGAUAACAACGAUACACUGAGGAAGAUGAAUUCAGAGUCGCUGGACACCUGUAUUCAAAGCAUUCUCUCUGCUUUGUAUCCUCCAUUCAACGCCACAGCUCCCACAGUGCUCAGUCAAAUCUUCAGGGUGAUUGACACCACGUAUAAGGGGGAUGGACUCCGCUGCCUAUUGGAUUUCUUGGUUCCAGCAAAGCGCAUCCUAGAGACUGUGCAACAAGAUGCUUGUGCUGAAUAUUCAAAUCUCUUGUUCCGUCACGAAGGCUGGCCCCUCUGUCUCCAUGAGAAGGUAGUGGUGCAGCUGUCAUCGUUCAACAUCUUUCUCCUGCGGCCUGGGGAUUUCUAUCUGCAGAUCGUACCUGUCGGGAAGCAGGCCGCUCGGAUUGUGUUGAAAUGCUUGGGCAGGGACCUCCGCAGUGUGGACGAGAAGCUGAUACCAGAAGUAACUUACACCAAUAUCUUUACAGCUGAGUGGCUGGAAACAAUAAACAGUGAACAUUCUGGAAUACCGUUGCACACUUGCCUACUAGCCACGGAUAAUGGCGUUGUGAAAGAGCUUUGGUCUAAAAUAGUCAACCCUGAAUUUGUAAAUAAAAGCAAAGUUACAGACCCAUCCGGGCACAGGACUCAUUCUGUUCAGGAAACAGAGUACAGUGGUGGUUCUGCUGAGAUGACUUUGCAGACAGGUAUGGAGAAUGAUCAUUCACUUUGGGCUUCUGAGCCAGACUCUGAUACCAAAAAAAACAAAAAUCCUUUACCUAAUCUGGGACAAAAAGAAGGUGUGAAAUGUUUAAGUCACCAGUCCACGAAAUUGGGAGUGAUGUCCCCAAAUCAAUAUGAACUCUCCAAUGAAAACCUUGAAGGAGAUUAUGUAGAUUUAAUGAUGUUUUCUAAGGAAAAAUGCUCUGAUAACAGGACUGCACAGCUUCCAGUGAAGAAAGGUGAAUCUUCGGUGGUUCCUGUCAAUGGAACAUGGGCAUGUGGAGGGACCAUCAGGUUUGCAACUGAACCUUGCACACCAUGCCUAAGCAGGAGGUCGAACAGAGACUUUGAAAACCAAGGGAUAAAGUGUCGUUAUCGUGAGUCUUACAUUGAAGCCCUGCAAAACCCUUUGAACUUUGGGUUCAGCUUUCAGGAGGCAGAAGCUUCCGCUGAGGACAGGAAAGAUUUCCUGACUAACCACAAGCUCAGCAGUGAUUCAAAGAGCCCAGUCUGUCACAGGAAAAACCAGGAACCCAAAAGUUCCGCCAGAUCUGUCAGUGCACCUUCAUGCAAUACUGCAAAUAAGGACAAAUCCGUGGUGCACUCGGUCCCAUCCUUCAAUUCUGCUAAGGCGCCCUGUCAACCUGUAGCUAAACUUGAUCCUCAUACAGGAUCAGCAUCUCCAGACUCUCUCCCCAAACCUGCAGUUCCCGACGGCACAAGAUCAGGCCUGUCUGCUGGUGAUACAGCAUCCUCUGAACCCCUGUUCGGCAGGAAGAGUGCAGAAACUGCAAAGAGGUUUUCAGCUGGUUACAUAUCUCCAAGAAAUCGUCGACAUAGAUACCAAGGAAAAGAACGGAUCCAGAAGAGGUUUCCUACACAAGCUGUGGACUUGAACAGUGAUCUUCUGAACUCGGGCGUUGCUUGUCUACCAGGAAACAGGGAUAAGGCAGGGAGAGCCGUGUUACAAAUCUGCACUGACAAUAGCCUCUUGCAUGGGCAGUCAUGUACCAGCAAUGACCUCGCCAGGCUCCUACUGUACCUCUCCAACAUUCCCAGGAAGGAGGUUGGAGAUCUGGGUCUGGCAAUUGUUGUGGAUGCCAGAAAACGGCCACCACAUCCUGUGCUAUUUAAGGCUUUUGGAUUAAUGCAGGAACGUGCCCCCCACUCCAUUCACUGUGUACUGAUAUUGACAGAUAAAGAAGCAACUCACAAGCUGGAGAAAUAUCCAGGAAUAUCCCUGGAAAUUUUGACAUCCUUGAAAACACUGCAUAAGUUCAUUGACAGCCAUCAACUGACAGAAAGCCUAGAGGGGACUUUCCCUUACAGUCACUCGGAAUGGAUUCAGUUUCGUAUGAAACUUGAGUCAUUUAUUACAAACUGCAGGGAGGCUUCCAAUCUAUUACUUGACACCAUCAGAAUGUUCGAAUUUAAUAAACCCAGCCACAGCACACAGGAAGUCACUAACUGCAUCCACAACCACAAGCUGACCAUGCAGAAAGUUUUGCAAGAUGCCCGACUGGUCAAUUUGCAACUGGAAGGUGGAGCAAUUCUUGCCAGGCUCAAGAAAGAGGAAACUCGAUUCAGUUCUUCUGAGGACUACAGAGACGCCAUUGAUUUGGUAACACCUCUCUACAACAUGGUGGAAGAAAAUGUCCACACUCUGGUGAUGAGGUCCAAUCAAUGUCUGCAACAUUUGGAGUUCUUGAAGAAUCUGAGGACACUCGAGGACAAAAUUAAACAGCAAAACAACUGGCUGCUUUGCACCGGUGAACCGUACCUGCAGAACUCAGCCACAAAUGCAGAUUCACUCAAAGUGAUACAACAGGAGCAGAAGAAGUUCAGUGAAUUCUUUGCACAGGCCACACAGGAAUACGAAAAGAGUCUGGAGCUGUUGCAGGAGGCAGACAAUCUGGAUGGCUUCUCAUAUCCUGAGUUCUCAGAGUUCAAAGAUAUGAUGCAAGAGUUCAAAACACGACUCGACAGAUUUCACGUUAAUGCCAAAAAACAUCAGGCAGAACUGGAAGCUCUUGUCAACCUGUACAACUACUGUGAUCAGGCUGUGAAGUUGACCGAAGACUGUAAACAUUGCUUGUCCCAGCUGGGGGCAAGUAGCUCGACAGACCUCAGUGAAGAAACGCUGAAGCUUCUUGAGAAUUACCAUCAAAGACUUUCAGAAUUUUCCAUUGAAAGAUUUCAGCAGGUGAAGAGUCAGCUCCACAGCCUAAGUAAUGCUAAAGGCAUGAAGAUGUGGAAUGUAACUUUGCUGAACUGUGAAGAGACAAGGCAACAUCUCGAAGAGACCUUGGAGUUAUGCAGGAAGGCAUUAAAAACUGCUGGAAGCCCGAUGUCAGAAACCGAGGGAGAGUCCAAGAGCACAGAACAAAAGAGUGGUAAGGAUCUGAUCACAAGGACCUCUCACCUGAGUGGAAACUCUUGGUCUGAAGAAGGAAUAAUCUGGCAGAGAAAGGAAAAGCAUAAACAUUCACCUAUGAGGACUAUUCAUAGUCACAAGGAAAAUGUAACCAACAAGCCAAACAGAGUACAAGCGAAGUCUUCCGUAUUUGAAUGGCCGAUGUGUCUGAAUUCAACGGAUGUGUCAAGUGGUGAGACAAGCCCUCAGAUCUCUUCCCUCCCUUCUUACUCAGAUCCUUUGUUUUCUCCUUCUGCUCGGCACAGAAGUUAUCCCUCCAAGAAGAUUAUGCAGGCAGCACAGGGCUUCCAGCUCUCACGGCACGCCAGCUUCUGCUCUGAAGACAAGCAUUCUUGCAGAGCUGGAAUCCGAAGUAAUAUCAGCAGUGUUGCUCCAGUGAUCAUUUCUGCCCUUAGUGAACCUGCAGGAUCCAGUCUGACAACGAAGGAGAAUUCCUGUAAUAAACUUCAACACAUUAUGGAGGAGAUAUUGAUCACUGAGAGGGAGUAUGUCCGUUCGCUUGGAUACGUCAUCUCACAUUACUUCCCUGAGAUGGAUCGCAUGGACCUGCCUCAGGAUUUGCGGGGACAGCGAGGAACUAUCUUUGGGAAUCUAGAGAAGCUCUAUGAUUUCCAUAGCCAGUACUUCCUGAAGGAGCUGGAAACCUGUGCAAGUGACCCCAUCAGAGUUGGACGCUGCUUCCUUAGACACGAAAAACAAUUUGGACUUUAUGCAUUAUACAGCAAGAACAAGCCCCGGUCUGAUUUGCUGCUCAGCAGCCAUGGAAAUACAUUUUUCAGAGCCAAGCAGCUGGAACUAGGUGACAAAAUGGACUUGGCAUCCUAUCUUUUGAAACCUAUUCAGAGGAUCAGCAAAUACAACCUGCUUCUGAGGGACAUGUUCAAGGAAUGCAGUCCAGCCCAGGAGAAGGAGUGCAAGGAACUUCAGGCAGCCCACGAUAUUGUGUGCUUCCAGCUCCGCUAUGGCAAUGAUCUUAUUGCUAUGGAUGAUAUACAGGAGUGUGAUGUGAAUCUGAAAGAGCAGGGUCAGUUGUUACGUCGAGAUGAGUUUGUGGUAUGGUACGGGAGGAAGAAAUGUUACCGACACAUCUUCCUAUUUGAAGAUCUCAUACUCUUCAGCAAGACGAAAAAAAUAGAAGGAAGCAAUGACAUCUACAUUUAUAAACAAUCCUUCAAGACUUCUGAAAUUGGAAUGACACAUAACUCUGGUGAAAGCGGACAGCGUUUUGAAAUUUGGUUCAGAAGACAGAAAUCCCAGGAUACAUAUGUCUUGCAUGCUCCAACUGCAGAAGUGAAACAGGCAUGGAUAGGUGACUUGGAGAAGAUUUUAUGGAACCAAGCACUGAGGAAUAGGGAACUCCAGACGCAGGAGAGGGUGUUUAUGGGCAUGGGCAAUAAGCCAUUUAUGGACAUCAAACCUAGCGAAGCUGCCAUCAGUGACAGAUCGGUUGACUGCAUCACAAAAGGGAAAGAGCAGACCAAGAGACCAAAUUCCAUAGGAUCAAACAGCAGCGCCGCCUCCUCAGCAAGCCACUCUUCUUCAUCUUCUGGCAUCGGCUCCCUGAAUAUGCCCAGUUGCUGCUCUUCACCUUCAACUUCCAGAAGCAACACUGGAAUCAACAAUGGCUUGUACAACACACAGGCGGGCGUAGAAGAAGAUGACCUGGGGAAUGAUUCCAGUGGGAGACCUUUUACGAUUGAGACUUCAGAAACCUCUUCCCAGUGUAACUCCACAGACAGUGUCAGCGGCUUCAGCAGUUCCGACCAGAGCAGCCUCUCCCUGACCGGAGGGGAGACCGAGGAAGCGCUGUCUACCUCAUCUAGACCAUGCAAGCCCAGUUCCCAUCAAUCCUUGCUCUGUCGGCCCACAUUACUGCCAAAGGCAGAACUUCCAUUUGGAAAUAUGAUCAACAAGAAGAGCUGGACCAGCUGGAAAAAUGAGCUGAAAAAUGGCCGAUGGAGUUUAACACAGACAAGUGUGAGGUAUUGCACUUUGGAAGGAAAAACCAAGGAAAAAUCACCUGAUGUACCUGUGAAACGAUCAACAGCCGUCUGACCAUCUGGAACACCACUUUGGACCUGAGAUUCAAUGAAGAGUUGGCGGAAGAUCAGAACCCCAGCUGCUGCUGAGUUCUAAGAUUUAAUUCUAGUUAAGAGUUGCAGAGCGAACAGAUUUGUGGGAAUUUAUUUCGCCACUUGGGAUGUGUCCCAACGGAUUGUGCUUUUCAUAUUCCGAGAAACUGAUGCUAUAAUGCAGCAGAAUUCGAAGAAGAAAUGACCUAAUUCUCGGAACUGGCCACAUGAUUCAGGUGAUGGGCCAUGACCCAACCCAUGGUACGUUCUGAGGUCACUGCCACGGAACGAGAGUUUCUCUGUGAGCCUGUGGUUUAGUGCCUACUCCAGGUUCAUUGACCAGUAAUAUCCAGCCUAAUUUUUCACUUCAGAUCUCUAAGGUUUGGUAUGACAGGCUCCAACAAAUAUAAAUGAGAAAAGAAAAUUCCACUUAUUGCAAGAUGGAAAAACUAAGCAAACAAAUUUGAUUUUUGGAGAAAAUGGCACAUAGCCAAGGUUGAAAGGGAAAGGGCAAUAUAAGUAUAACCUUUUCAUCUAAUUAUUAAAAUCCUUAAGUAUAUUUUAAUAUGUAUCAUAAAACCUAUUGAUAUAACAUUGUAUAUUGUAGUGCUGUCUUCUUUUGCACACAUAUUAGCUUUAGUUAUAAUGCUGUUAUAAAAUGCAAAGUCAAUUAUACUACUUUUAUAUUUUUACAAUAUUAAAAACAUUGCUUUUCUUGAUGCUAAUGAUCUUUUGACCCUACUUCUGUACUUUCAUAUAAGUCUACAAUAACACUCACUUUGUACUAGAUACUUCUAUCAAACUUAUGUCCUGUCUCUGUGAGUGCCUUCAUCAGGUGACACAGAAAUAAUGAAUCUAAAGUCAAACUGUUGCCUCCAGGUACUCACAGGGCAGAAAAGUCAAAGCACCACAUAUAUCUAUGAAUGCGGAGCAGACUCAAUGGGCAGGCCUAAUUCUGCUCCUAAGAAUAAGCAAUGCACACCCUACCAAAAGUAUCAGUAGAGCCAAUCGCUCAGCACUGACAAAUAACUUUAUUUUCCAAACUGUUUCAAAACUUUCCGAGAUGAUCUAAUUAAUUGCCUUAGAAUUUGAGAACUUGCCUGAAACUGGUUGUGUCUGAAAUCCGGUAGAUGUGUUGUCAGGGUGAUCUCUCUGGCUGUUUCAUGAGGUGAUUAGCUUUGAGUUACAUGACAAGGCUUGGAGUGUAUUCAUGCCAUAGCAGUAGUAGUAGUAGUAUGAAUGCUCAACUCAAGUAUGAUGUUCUCCCAAGGGGAGUUGUCUAUUGGUGGGCUCUCAGCUGGCAGUAGAAGCUGAUCCAGGAUCCACAUAUUCUGGUGCAGUGUGGACAAAAGUAGUUCUUAUGUAGCCCUCUAUCAUCUUGGACAUUGGAUUUGUCUUUGGUGUUGUUCUGAUUACCUCUCCUUCCUAAAAUGAGCAGGAAUCUUCAGAUUAGCCACAUUGUUUGGAGAAACAAUGGAGCAACCCUUGCAGAAGUUAAAAGUGACAGAAAGAGCCUACUUAGGAUUUGUAAAGAGCUGGAUAUUUGUCUAAUAAUCAGGGCUUCAGCUAAGGCAACAGUAUUAGAAAUGAAAGGGCUUUUAAAGAUUAUCAUGCUGAUCCUCGUAGUUUGCUGCCUAGACCAAGCUGAUAAAGGCCUUACUGAGCUGAUAGGACUUAGUAAAUCACCUGGCAAUAGAUCAGUAGUGCUGGUGGAGUAACCAUUCUGGCAGGCGGGCACUCACUCCACAUAAAGCUGUGAGCAGUCCCUAGAUCAGAGUAAAGCAAACUGUGUGAUGUAAUUCCCCUACGACCCUCAUUCCAUUAUCUCACAGCUCCACAUAGAUCUUCUUGCCCUGGAGGUGUUAGAAAUAAAAUAUUGUAAAGUAUUGACUUAUCUCUUUCAGUAUAUCUUUCCAUGUUCUCUGAUUUACCACUAAGGUGGUGUAAAGUAUAUGAUGUUGUCCUGAACAAAGUAAAAGAAAAUACACUCCUUAGUCUCUCUAUGUACCCUUCCUGUGUAAAUUAGAAUCACAUGUAAUAACUGCUGAAUUUCCUGGAGUUACUGAGUAAUUUCCAUCUAGCGACUGUAACAUUGUUGCUACGCAACUGAACAUAUAUUAAAGGUUUGAUUUGAAC